CUGGAGCGGAGGCGGUGGUGGCGCGUUGGAGGCGGCCAUGGCAAAGCAAUACGACUCAGUGGAGUGCCCCUUUUGUGAUGAGGUGACCAAAUAUGAGAAGCUCACUAAGAUCGGCCAAGGCACUUUUGGGGAGGUGUUUAAGGCAAAGCAUCGCCUGACCGGCCAAAAGGUGGCUCUGAAGAAAGUCCUGAUGGAGAACGAGAAGGAGGGGUUCCCCAUUACGGCCUUGCGGGAAAUCAAGAUCCUCCAGCUUCUAAAACAUGAGAAUGUGGUCAACUUGAUUGAGAUCUGUCGAACCAAAGCUUCCCCCUAUAACCGCUGCAAAGGCAAUAUAUACCUGGUGUUGGACUUCUGCGAGCAUGACCUUGCUGGGCUGCUGAGCAACGUGUUAGUCAGGUUCACACUGUCUGAGAUCAAGAAGGUCAUGCAGAUGCUGCUCAAUGGCCUCUACUACAUCCACAGGAACAAGAUCCUGCACAGGGACAUGAAGGCAGCUAACGUGCUCAUCACCCGAGAUGGGGUGCUGAAACUGGCAGACUUUGGGCUGGCCAGGGCCUUCAGUCUGGCCAAGAACAGCCAGCCCAACCGCUAUACCAACCGUGUGGUGACACUCUGGUACCGGCCCCCGGAGCUAUUGCUCGGGGAGCGCGACUACGGCCCCCCCAUUGACCUGUGGGGUGCUGGGUGCAUCAUGGCGGAGAUGUGGACCCGCAGCCCUAUCAUGCAGGGCAACACGGAGCAGCACCAGCUUGCCCUCAUCAGCCAGCUCUGUGGCUCCAUCACCCCUGAGGUGUGGCCAAAUGUGGACAAGUACGAGCUGUUUGAGAAGCUGGAGCUAGUGAAGGGCCAGAAGCGGAAGGUGAAGGAUAGGCUGAAGGCCUAUGUGCGCGACCCCUACGCACUGGACCUCAUCGACAAGUUGCUGGUGCUGGACCCUGCGCAGCGCAUCGACAGCGACGAUGCCCUCAACCACGACUUCUUCUGGUCUGACCCCAUGCCCUCGGACCUCAAGGGCAUGCUCUCCACCCACCUGACAUCCAUGUUCGAGUACCUGGCGCCACCACGCCGGAAGGGCAGCCAGAUCACCCAGCCUUCCACUAACCAGAGCCGCAAUCCCACCAAUACCAACCAGACGGAGUUCGAGCGUGUCUUCUGAGUGGCGGCGCUGCUGCCUUUCCUUAGGGCUCUGUCUUCUGCUGCUCUGUGACUCGCGCUGUGGAGAUGAUGGAGCAUUUGAGUUUUUCCUCCAGUGCAUAUUAUGUCCAGGGGGGCACUGAGGCUGCCUCCCUGGUUUCCUGGCUCUGGAGAAUGUCCAGAGCGUCUCCACUUACCUUAGGACAAGGAUGGGGUGGGGGAGAGGUGCACCCCACCAGUGACUUUCUAGGUUCCCAGCAUGAUGGGAGGAGGGGCAGGUCCUCACCCAUCCCUGGUUCUUCUCUUGGCCUAAGAAACUGGCAUGGGGGACACCAGCUGGAAUAUGGGCUGCUCCUGGCCUGAGCCUCAGGCGCUGGGGCUGGCAAAAACCUGGUUUCUUCAGUAGGAGAAUUUUAUCAUGUUUGUUUUAUUCGGUUGUUUAAAGACAUUCCUGGACACAGUUUGACCAGUUGCAAUUAAAGUUGAUUUUUUUUUCUUUUUUUUCCCCCACUAA
Molecule: messenger RNA, 1648 nt
Organism: Myotis brandtii (Brandt's bat)
Lineage: Eukaryota; Metazoa; Chordata; Mammalia; Chiroptera; Vespertilionidae
Gene: CDK9
Product: cyclin-dependent kinase 9
Exons: 7
Coding region: 38-1156 (372 amino acids)
Biological process (GO): protein phosphorylation
Cellular component (GO): nucleus
Molecular function (GO): ATP binding; cyclin-dependent protein serine/threonine kinase activity
Source: RefSeq, a predicted model, not a curated record